UUUCACUUCCGGGAGAAGAGGCGCUAAUAACCCGGAAGUGGUCGUGGGUGCGGCGCUGUUUAAAGAUGGCGGCGGAGGAACCUCAGCAGCAGAAGCCGGAGCCGCUGGGAAGCGACUCCGAAGGAGUGAACUGUUUGGCCUACGAUGAAGCCAUCAUGGCCCAGCAGGACCGAAUUCAGCAAGAGAUUGCUGUCCAGAAUCCACUGGUGUCCGAGCGUCUGGAGCUCUCUGUGCUUUACAAGGAGUACGCGGAAGACGAUAAUAUCUAUCAACAGAAGAUCAAGGAUCUACACAAAAAAUACUCUUACAUCCGAAAGACCAGGCCGGACGGCAACUGUUUCUACCGAGCCUUCGGGUUCUCCCACCUGGAGGCCCUUCUGGAAGACAGCAAGGAGCUGCAGAGGUUCAAAGCCAUCUCUGCCAAGAGCAAAGAGGACCUGGUGUCUCAGGGCUUCACCGAGUUCACAAUUGAAGAUUUCCACAACACGUUCAUGGACUUGAUCGAGCAGGUGGAGAAGCAGACCUCGGUGGCUGAACUGCUGGCCUCCUUCAACGACCAGAGCACCUCUGACUACCUGGUGGUCUACCUGCGGCUACUCACCUCAGGCUACCUGCAGCGCGAGAGCAAGUUCUUCGAACACUUCAUUGAGGGCGGGAGGACCGUCAAAGAGUUUUGUCAGCAGGAGGUGGAGCCCAUGUGCAAAGAGAGUGACCACAUUCACAUCAUCGCGCUGGCGCAGGCCCUCAAUGUCUCCAUCCAGGUGGAAUACAUGGAUCGUGGUGAGGGCGGCACCACCAACCCCCACGUCUUCCCGGAGGGCUCCGAGCCCAAGGUGUAUCUACUGUACAGACCCGGACACUACGACAUCCUUUACAAAUAGGUCUAGCCAAGCCUCGGGGGUCGGUCGUAGUGCAGACCCCAGCUGCCAAAGCCCAGAGGCCUCUGGGGGCUGAAUGGGGCCACCCUCCACGGCCUUCCAUCGCCCUCCGGGGGGCUUCUUCCCAGGACCGCCACGCUGGGAGAUGACGCCAUUGCUUUUGUUUCAGUAGCUGGAUCUUCUCCUGAUGCCACGGCCCCCCUCCCCUGGGGUCUGCAGGGUCUCUAACCCUAACUGUGCUUCCACAUGUGGGUCCCCUGCCCUGGCGCCGGCCCGGUCUGCGCCUAGGCGGGGUCCCCACUGUACACUCAGCCCUGCAGACAGGGCCGGGUGAUGCCUCGGCCCUGGCUGGGGAGCCUCCGGGCGGACCCCCAGCUGCCUCUGCUUCUGUCCCGGUGCCCGCCCGUCUCGCUUCUUAGAAGGUUUGGCUUGUUCUUCACCCUGCCCCCAGCAGGGGGCGCUGCCGCCCCGUAGCAGCAUGGUGCAGCCCCCUCCUCUGCCCUGGGCCCCACAGACUCUGCAGCGGGACCUUCACAUCAUCCUGGGCGGGCCUCGCGCCUCCCAGAGGCUGCCUGGCCACGGACGGGAGGAGCUGGCGCCCCCUGGCGCCCUGUGGUCUUCCCUCUGCGCCUCUCCCCUGCCCUCCCCUCCCUCUGCUUUGGCUUGCUGGGCCUUGAUCAGGCUUUUUCUGCUCUCUUGAGUUCUCCAUUUCUUCCAGCAAGGGGAGGGCGAGGGCGGGUGGGGCUCCCCGUCCCCCAGCCCCAAAGCGCCAUCCAAGCCACAGAAAACCACCCCCUCCCCCAAACAAUUACUGGUUUGUUGUCUCCUUAGACUGUAAGCCCCUUGAGGGCAGGGAGCGUGGCUGUGUGUUCUGCAACUGUAUCGCGCCUCAAUAAAUGUGAACUCAUUGUUGGCAAA
Molecule: messenger RNA, 1796 nt
Organism: Dromiciops gliroides (monito del monte)
Lineage: Eukaryota; Metazoa; Chordata; Mammalia; Microbiotheria; Microbiotheriidae
Gene: OTUB1
Product: OTU deubiquitinase, ubiquitin aldehyde binding 1
Exons: 8
Coding region: 66-881 (271 amino acids)
Biological process (GO): protein K48-linked deubiquitination; negative regulation of double-strand break repair
Cellular component (GO): nucleus
Molecular function (GO): cysteine-type deubiquitinase activity; ubiquitin binding
Source: RefSeq, a predicted model, not a curated record